Messenger RNA from Bursaphelenchus xylophilus (pine wood nematode), 2805 nucleotides. The record is from the annotation of a GenBank genome assembly. Lineage: Eukaryota; Metazoa; Nematoda; Chromadorea; Rhabditida; Aphelenchoididae.
AUGUCUCUGCACGGUUUCCGUCCCAACAGAUCCCUCGAAAGGUCAGGUAAGUCCAAAAAUUAAAAACUUCACUUUUAAUUGUCGCCCACAAAUUUUUCAAUCGCCCGUUGCACAGUGCGUUUAAAGUGCACAUGUAUGAAAAUUUGCACUGUGUAUCGGCAUAGGGUACCGAAGAGGCCUGGGGGAACACCUUAUGCCUCAGGGCAAUAUCGGGCUCAGAAUCGAGACUUCACUUUUAAUUGUCGGGCAGUAUACAUCAAUUUUAAAGCAUAAAUUAAUGAAAAAAGGGCUGAAAUUAACAAAUUAUCACACAAAUUACUAGGACGAUUUUAAUUCACCUCCGGAUCUGUGACAAUCCAGAUAUCCUUACCACCCCGAUAAUGAAAAACAUGGUAUAAAUACUUAGAAAUAGAAAAUUGGGGAUUUAUAUCAAGCAUAUUGCACUGCAGGUUGACGCCAAGUUUUUCCCUGAUGUGUCAAGUUUCUCUCUCCUGAAAAUAAUUAUUUUUAUUUUCUUCACAUAUUGUGCAGCCUGUUUCUCCAUGAAGAUGGACUGAAAAGUGGUCAAGUAAGUUAUUAUUAGCAAGAGGAGGUGUUCUUCUUUCAUUUUAUUCCAAAAAUGUUGAUUUUGUUUCAGGGAAACAUACAGAAUUCAUCCAAUUCGCAGAGCUACUUUUUAAUGACCAUAGAUAAUGUAAGUCCACUUAUUUCGUUUUUUCGACGUGGAGUUACAAAUACAAGCUUAUCUAAGACUUAGAGGAGACGUCACUCUUUCGGGUUGUUAUGUUUUCCAUGCAUAAGAUCCUUCAAAUGUUUCGCUAUAAUCAGAUUAGUGUUUUGACGAGAUAAAGCCACAUUGUUCCUUGAUCAACGCCAGUGAUUCGAGCAGUAAGACGCGACUGUCGAUUUUCAGAGGUUCAUUGAUAAAGUUAUAAGUCUUGAAGAAGGUCAGGAAUAAUGGAUGCCAAGUGCAAAUUGUUUUAAAUGCGAUAUUUUCCAACAAAAAACGAAUAUAACAUAACUCAAUCAACAGACAUUCACACGGCAAAUUCAAACAAAUGGCUAAUACAUCUCAUUCCAAACUUGAUUACCCCAUUCAGAGGGUGUAAACGAGGGCCGACCAUGUCCACUGCGUCCAUUUCUAUCUUCUCCAUGAAGUCUUUGUUGACCAUUUUGAACUUGCUGAAUUUCAGAUGUCCCUGGAGCUUGACCAAAGCUCUGAAUGCGACUUUCAUGCCGUGUUUGGUCUUUUCCUGCUUUAAUGACGACAUAUGGGGCCCUAUUCUUGCCAAUUUUUACAUUUUUAUCUUCUCCGUGACGUCCACUUCCAACUUUAAAACCGUCUCCACAUGGCCUAUUUUGGAUUGUUAGAACAUCUCCAGCCUCUCCAUUAGUUCCAAAAUGUCCUCUUUUCGCCUUUUUCCUGACCUUUUCGCCUUUAUUAUCUUCUCCAUGACACCUAUUUUGGUCAAUUUUACCUAAACUGAUUAUAGCGAAACAUUUGAAGGAUCUUAUGCAUGGAAAACAUAACAACCCGAAAGAGUGACGUCUCCUCUAAGUCUUAGAUAAGCUUGUAUUUGUAACUCAACGUCGAAAAAACGAAAUAAGUGGACUUACAUUAUCUAUGGUCAUUAAAAAGUAGCUCUGCGAAUUGGAUGAAUUCUGUAUGUUUCCCUGAAACAAAAUCAACAUUUUUGGAAUAAAAUGAAAGAAGAACACCUCCUCUUGCUAAUAAUAACUUACUUGACCACUUUUCAGUCCAUCUUCAUGGAGAAACAGGCUGCACAAUAUGUGAAGAAAAUAAAAAUAAUUAUUUUCAGGAGAGAGAAACUUGACACAUCAGGGAAAAACUUGGCGUCAACCUGCAGUGUAUUGUAUAAUAGAAAAAAUCCUUAAAUUAAAUAAAGAAUAAUAUAACCAAGGUGAUUUAUAUCUGGCGGCAUGGUUGGUAUGCGGACGAUUUUUUUCGCAUACAAAAAGAGUUCGGUAGGCCAUAAUGUAGGCAACGAAAAAAUUCAUGACUACUUAUUUUCGAUUUCAGAGGGCCUAAAAAUGGCCUACUAUAAGUAGGUAAGAUUUUUUUCCUGAAACAUGCAUUUGUGAACAAAAAAUUUAUAUAUGCGAAAAAAAUUUACGGCAGUUACAACAAAAAUUUCAUAUGUGUCUCAAACCAUGAACAGCCUAAAUUUUAGUGAUGUAUGCAAAAAAAAUAUGAAACCACUUAUCUCCCCUCAUCUCAAAAAUUUCGUAUGUGUCUCAAACCAUGAACAGCCUAAAUAUUAGAGAUGUAUGCAAAAUAAAAAAUGAGACCACUUAUCACAAAAAUUUCUUAGGUGACUCAAAGCUGGAAAGCCUACAAAAAGUAAAAUUUUAGGGUGUAUGCAAACAAACGAAUGAGAUUACAUAGGGCAAUUUAAAUUUUAUUUUUUUUUUUUUUAUUUUUGAACCGCUCUAACUGUAUUGUUGGACUAGACUAUACCUAUGCUGAUUUGUUACAAGGAAGCAAUCCGUCCGACCGUCUCAAAAUUGCAGAGGAAUCAAUGAAUAAAUGGGGUUUGAUAGCCAAAGCAGACGAGGUUUUAAAAUCUUUCAACGAAGAUAAGAAGACUUUUGGUCGAGUAGAUUUGGAAUUUGCUAAGGAAACAGAAGAUUUGAACACGUACGUUAAGGAUUUAAAAGUCAACCUCAUGGAUCUCUUCGAGAGUAAAGUAAGCUUGAAGUCUUUAAUGUUGUGGAUUAACGUUGUAUUUUUAGAAUGUCCCGCCUCGAGUCAAGGACCAUACGGAAACAAUCUUGUCUAAAUAA